AUCAAAUGGUCAGAGAUCUAUAUGAUUUCCUUUCUUAAAAUACUGAGAGUACAGAUGCAGAGCUUAAUUAUCACAAAUUUAUCCUUAAUAAAACUAGAGUUUCUAAACCAAAUCCAUCUGCUUACAAAAUAGAAGAAAUUCGAUAAAGAAAAAAAAGUUAUGCAUUUGGAUCUUCGACUGAAAGAUCAAAAGAAGAUAUCAAAUUACCUCCAUUAUUGAGCUAUGAAAUUUCGUAUUCUCAAGUAGAUGUCAAUAUUCCUAAAGUCAGAAUUUAAUAAAGAAAUAAUAACCAAUCAAAUACUAGAUUUACCACCGAAUCUAAUAUCAAUAAAGUAAGAUAACCACAAAAAGCGAAAUCUCUUCGUACUGAGAGCACUAAUUAAAGAUAACCGUUGAAAUCAUUUCCAUUAGAAUUCGAAAGACCUAAUGAAUAUUUUCCUACAAAUCCAUUUUAACCUAUGAGCAGCACUGAACUUAAGGAUUUGUUUCAGAGUCUAUUGUAUUUUAUAAUCUUUAAUCAAUAGAUCUAAACAUAGGGUUCGUAAGCCAACUAAUUCCUGGGAUCGAUGA
Paramecium sonneborni is the source of this 570-nucleotide messenger RNA. Lineage: Eukaryota; Ciliophora; Oligohymenophorea; Peniculida; Parameciidae. The record is from the annotation of a GenBank genome assembly.